CCCAUCAUUCCACGCCCCUCUGCUCGCAUCGGUCGUUGCGUCUUCUUUACUCCGACACGUCAUCGCCGGAAAAUUCCUCUAUGCCACCGGGCUGCAGCACGGCUGAGCUCCUCCGCUCGUUCUCUCGCCCUCCUCGGAUUAACCAGUUCACUGUAUAUCCAUUAAUUCGCUUGUGUGGUCAAAUUCAUGUUCGUUUCCUCUGAGACUAAGAAUUUUCAGACUGCGGCUGAUAUUGCAACGGCCGCAGUUCGCCACCGCGUCAGCAGCCUCAGCUCGCCUAAUUCUCCAUAGGCUGUUCAGGUGAUUGCUCAUGCAUUCCUUCUGCUGCGUCUCCACCGUCUCCGGCAACACGCCCACUCGGUUCGCAAUGACCUCCGCCGCGGCCAGAUCCGAUCAGACCGUCCAAUUUAUCAACCAUCUGCAUCAUCACCAAAACGGCAUCGACGACAUCCAGAGCGAUCUAAAUAGGCUCAGCCUGCGGUCAAAUGCCUCCGCGGCAGAUGCGCCGCCGGCGGUCGUACGGAUGCCGUCGGCCAGGGAGCAGCCGGUGGUGGUGGACGUGAAGAUAAACAACAUAGUAGGUAACGGGAUCUCAGGUAUGCUGUACAAGUGGGUGAACUACGGUAAGGGAUGGAGACCGAGGUGGUUCGUGUUGCAGGACGGCGUCUUGUCGUAUUACAAGAUACACGGGCCUGAUAAGAUCGUGGUGAAUCAGGAGACUGAGAAAGGAUCUAAGGUCAUCGGCGAGGAGUCUAUGAGGAGGAUCCACAGGCCUUCCAAUGGCCACUCGCAGCUGCAGCGUAAACCUUGCGGUGAAAUCCAUCUCAAGGUUUCAUCAAUUCGUGAAAGCAAGUCUGAUGACAAGAGAUUCUCGAUUUUUACGGGGACAAAGAGGCUGCAUCUAAGGGCAGAUACACGUGAAGAUCGAGUGACAUGGAUGGAAGCAUUGCAGGCAGUCAAGGACAUGUUUCCUAGGAUGUCCAAUAGUGAGCUCUUGGCUCCUGUGGAUAGUGUGGCUCUGUCAACUGAAAAGUUGAAGCAGCGACUUCGGGAAGAAGGUGUAACUGAGGCUGCCAUCCAUGAUAGUGAGCAGAUAAUGAGGAGCGAGUUCACUUCGUUGCAGAAGCAGCUGUUGCUUCUUAAGCAGAAGCAGUGGCUACUCAUUGACACUCUGCGCCACUUAGAGACAGAAAAGGUUGAUCUGGAGAAUACUGUAGUUGAUGAGAGCCAGAGGCAGUUGACUUACCAAGAUGCUUCUUCUGGAUUGAGGCAUGAGAAAUUCAGUGCAGAAGCAAGUGCAAGUGAAUCUGAAGAUGAUAAUGAAAGAGGUGAUGCUGCUGAAGAAGAGACUGAUGACGAAGAAAAUACUUUCUUUGACACGCGUGACUUUUUGUCAUCUGGUUCCUUCAAGAGUAGUGGGUCAGAUUAUCGGAGAUCAUCCAUUUCUUCAGAAGACGAAGACAUCUAUAUGAUUGACUCCGAAGAUGAUAUUGAUCCUUCUAUGAAAUCUGUAGGGAUGAAUUUUCCAUACGUGAAACGUCGAAAGAAGUUGCCUGAUCCAGUCGAAAAGGAGAAGGGUGUUAGUCUCUGGUCGAUGAUAAAGGAUAACAUCGGGAAGGACCUUACUAAAGUCUGUCUUCCUGUUUAUUUCAAUGAGCCUCUUUCUUCUUUGCAGAAGUGUUUUGAGGAAAUGGAAUAUUCAUAUCUGAUCGACCGGGCAUAUGAAUGGGGAAAGAGGGGUAAUAGCUUGAUGAGGAUUCUUAAUGUGGCCGCAUUUGCUGUAUCUGGUUACGCUUCAACAGAAGGGAGGAUGUGCAAACCAUUUAAUCCAUUAUUAGGUGAAACAUAUGAAGCUGAUUAUCCAGAUAAAGGUCUUCGUUUCUUUGCAGAGAAGGUCAGUCAUCAUCCUAUGAUUAUUGCAUGCCACUGUGAGGGCACUGGAUGGAAAUUCUGGGGAGACAGUAAUUUGAAGAGCAAAUUUUGGGGUCGGUCAAUCCAGCUGGACCCUACUGGUGUUUUGACUUUAGCAUUUGAUGAUGGAGAAGUUUUUCAGUGGAGCAAGGUUACAACGUCUAUAUACAACCUCAUACUAGGAAAAUUGUAUUGUGAUCAUUAUGGAACAAUGCGCAUACAAGGCAAUGGUGAUUAUUCUUGCAAGCUGAAAUUUAAGGAGCAGUCAAUUAUCGAUCGGAAUCCUCACCAGGUGCAUGGUAUUAUUCAAGACAAGAACGGAAAGACGGUGGCGACAUUAUUUGGAAAAUGGGAUGAAAGUAUGCAUUAUGUGAAAGGAGAUUGCUCAGGUAAGGAGAAAGGAUUGGAUUCUUUAUCUGGAGCCCACCUUCUCUGGAAGCGGUGCAGACCUCCCAAAUUUAUCACACGUUACAACUUAUCACGCUUUGCCAUGACACUCAAUGAGCUAACCCCUGGACUUCAGGAGAAGCUACCGCCGACUGAUUCGAGGCUCAGACCUGAUCAGAGAUACUUGGAGAACGGGGAGUAUGAAAUGGCUAACUCAGAGAAGCUACGACUUGAACAGCGUCAGCGGCAGGCUCGGAAGAUGCAAGAGAGGGGUUGGAAGCCUCGUUGGUUCACCAAGGAUAAGGGAAGCGACAUGUACCGGUAUGUCAAUGGCUAUUGGGAGGCAAGAGAAAAGGGUGACUGGGAAUCAUGCCCUGAUAUAUUCGGUCAAAUUUCGGCAGACCUGCCACCUGAAUGGAAUCUAGGCUAUAUUGAAAGCGUCCAUCCCGUUUUCGGACAAGCAGGAAGUCUCCGUCGAAUUAAUGACCGACUUUCUCCCUUCGAGACAAUCGAUGGGCCCCACGUCGGAUACAGUCACUGCUUAACACGUUUGUGCACAUUUUACCGAUCGUUGCGCAUUUAAGUUUGGCGACGAAGCCGGCGACAGGUUGCAGCUAAGAAAGUGGCCGGUGGUCGCGAUGCUCCUCUCUUGGCAACCCGCAAGACGACAAGCCGGAAACAGCAUGUUCCCCUUCAUGCGAAUGAUAAUAUUUAAUAUCGAAUGAUUUAUUUGCCGUUUGAAAGAUUUAAAAUUCACUGAGAGAAUUUUGUAUUUAAGGUAAGCAUGCCAUCACAUAGUAUGAGUAAUUGGGUUCUUAGUA
Punica granatum (pomegranate) is the source of this 3119-nucleotide messenger RNA. NCBI's taxonomy places the organism in Eukaryota, Viridiplantae, Streptophyta, Magnoliopsida, Myrtales, Lythraceae. The record is from RefSeq and is a predicted model, not a curated record.